AUGAUGAUGUACAGGCUAGCCACUGCAUCCGAUGAACAGCAAAUCGACAGAAUUUGCAAUCACCUACAAAGCCGCACGAACCUUACUCAUCUGGCUUUCACUACCCAAUCUUUCCACGUGUCAACGCAUCUCGCAUCCUAUAAUCUACUGGACGAGGAUGACCCAGUAGAGAAUCAAAUCACGAGACGGUAUUUUCAGUUGGCGCGCAGGCUUGUAGAGGCUAGCCCACGACUGCAACAUGUGGUCAUUAUGGACGAGUGGCCUUAUCACUACUCUGCUAUAAAGGACGAUUUUGGAGUGGUAAGAACUGAUAAGAAGGAUGGCCGCGAUGUUACCGCAUUGUCCAGUUUCCCUCACGGGCUCUGGCCUUAG
This is a messenger RNA of Fusarium poae, 372 nucleotides long. RefSeq lists its product as uncharacterized. Bases 1 to 372 code for a protein of 123 amino acids. The record is from RefSeq and is a predicted model, not a curated record. The transcript is spliced from 2 exons. NCBI's taxonomy places the organism in Eukaryota, Fungi, Ascomycota, Sordariomycetes, Hypocreales, Nectriaceae.